UCUCCCAGGCGACGUUGAUAUACGCUGUCAGAAGGAAAGUAGCAGGGACGAUAUUGACUUUUCUUUUAAUAAUAAGAAGUCCCGUUUGAUUGAUUUUACAGAUUUGUGAGGACAAAAAUAAAAUAAAAUGGCUAGCCGAAGUUAUCCGGCCAACACUCAGAUUCAAAAGUUCUUGGAGGAAUCUUACAACAAGGAAAGAGAUCAACGUUUGGCAUGGCAUGCAAAGCUUGGACCUAAAGAAAGUGGGAAGUCGAAACAAUUCGAAGUAUUCAGAAGAAAAAUAGAAGGAGAUGCGAAACCAGCCGACGGAUUCUUAUCAAAGGUACCGAAAGAUAUGGUUGAACCCAGAUAUAAUAAGAAAAUAAAGAACUUUGAUGACGCGUUGGCCGACCGCAGUUCCAGGCAGGCACUGAGUGCCGAGAUGAGGCCCGUCUCUGGAAAAGUAAAGGAACAGCUCUACGACGGUUUCACCAAGGAAGGAAAAGGUAGAUAUCAAUAUCUCCAUGCCAGAAAUGAGAAGAACCCUGAGGACAAAUUUGCUUUCCCUUUACUGAGUUCCUGGGAGUAUGGAUGGCGGCUUGGUGACGUUAUUAAGAAAGAAGAAAUUAAGAAACCAGCUAAUGGACGUACACGAAUUGUUGCUGACACUUUUUACACCAGGACUGGAAUUCCCACGAAUACAUAGGACUUUUAGAAAUUUAGUGAGAUUGUUACAGAAGUGGUUGAGUUGAAAACAACAUAAUUGUGCAAAUAUUAGUAACCUGUGUAUCUGGGUGUAUUUUUUCACAUAGAUUGAAUAACAAAUAUAAAUAAAUGAAUAUACAAUCAUUUUUUAAUCAAUUUUGUUGUAAAUGUCAGCAAAAUAAAUUUGUAAAAUCUGCUUCAGAGUAGUUUCAAUCAUGUUAAGCUUGAUAAAGGAUAGCUGUACAGUACAGUACAUAUUUAAUACUUCCAUAGCAGUAUUAUUUGUAGAGAGCUUGUAUUAAAAGUAGUCUUCAUUCUUUUCAAGGAUCUGUCUGUAUGAGAUUUUGUUUUGUUUUGUGCUCACAGUUACUGCUUAUUAUGGUUUUCUGCUCAAGUCUGUUACAUAGAUGUUAUUGAAUGAGUAUUAGAUGAACUUUUAUUAUAUUACUAUUGUCUAUGCAUUUGAAAUAUUUCGUGCCUCUGUUUAAUUGUAUAUCAUUGUAAACAAUAAUAUUUGGUCAACUUCAAAUGACCUACAAGCCUUUAUCAACCACUCCGUCCUUAUUGCACUGUUAUACAUGCUUGUAUAAAUCAUUUUGUAUGAAAUUAUAAUUCAUUUCAUGAAGUCAUUACUGUAUAGAAUACACUAUUUCAUCGGUUAUUGUUUUGAUUAUUCAAAUAAAAUGAUUUUAUCUC
Molecule: messenger RNA, 1380 nt
Organism: Mya arenaria
Lineage: Eukaryota; Metazoa; Mollusca; Bivalvia; Myida; Myidae
Product: protein ATP6V1FNB-like
Exons: 1
Coding region: 128-685 (185 amino acids)
Source: RefSeq, a predicted model, not a curated record